Messenger RNA from Leptosia nina, 681 nucleotides. The record is from the annotation of a GenBank genome assembly. Lineage: Eukaryota; Metazoa; Arthropoda; Insecta; Lepidoptera; Pieridae.
AUGACUUACCUAUUGGGGAAACUGAAAAAGCGUAUUAAUACGUUAAAUAAAACCACUCUGCAUUUUCCAGCGGAACCGCCCCCGUUAGUGAACGUGACCGUCCACGCGUCAACUAUCCUGGCCAUCAUUUUGUGGAACGUGGCUGGUGACGGUGGCCACCCAAUCAUAGACUUCACCGCGCAGUACCGCUCCGCGAUGCCCGUCAACGGCACCCUGGAGGCCUGGAGACCGAUCAGUCCCAACCAUAUCAGCCCAAACUCGCGCCAAAUAGACGUGUACCAUUUGGAGCCGAACGCGUCUUACUGGUUUCGGGUCUGGGCUAACAAUGUCCUAGGGCCUGGACCUCCUGUCGAGGUUCUUGCGACUACUCUCUACAGCGAUCAGGAAGCUGAAUUAUACAAACACUUCCUGGAGGGCGCUGAGACGUUCGACACGCGGACGUGGGUGGCCGCUGUGUGUGUUGUGAUGGGCACGCUCGCUGUACUAGCAGCGGGUACUUGCGCGGUUCUAUGCCGCGAGUGGAGACGCUCAGUAGACUAUACUGAAGACCAGGACGUUAUAGAAUUAGUGCCUAACAUCAUACUUAACCCUGGUUUUAUGGAGAGCGACCCGGUGAGGCCUAAGGAACAGAUCAUCAAGUCCGCGGAAUGCCCCGGCCCGGGUAAACCCAGGCGUGUUUGA